This is a messenger RNA of Mus musculus (house mouse), 1476 nucleotides long. It is a transcript of the gene Gapdhs, whose product is annotated as glyceraldehyde-3-phosphate dehydrogenase, spermatogenic. The record is from RefSeq and is marked validated. Gene Ontology annotation, molecular function: NADP binding; NAD binding; glyceraldehyde-3-phosphate dehydrogenase (NAD+) (phosphorylating) activity. Gene Ontology annotation, cellular component: cytoplasm; motile cilium. The transcript is spliced from 11 exons. Gene Ontology annotation, biological process: glucose metabolic process; glycolytic process. The coding region runs from base 52 to 1368 and encodes 438 amino acids. Lineage: Eukaryota; Metazoa; Chordata; Mammalia; Rodentia; Muridae.
AGUAACACCACGGAGGGGGGCCAAGGCAGCCAGGCCAUGAGAUCUUAGGCCAUGUCGAGACGUGACGUGGUCCUUACCAAUGUUACUGUUGUCCAGCUACGGCGGGACCGAUGCCCAUGCCCAUGCCCAUGUCCAUGCCCAUGCCCUGUGAUCAGACCACCUCCACCCAAGGUUGAGGAUCCACCACCCACGGUUGAAGAACAGCCACCGCCACCGCCGCCGCCACCUCCACCUCCACCACCACCUCCUCCUCCUCCUCCACCCCAGAUAGAGCCAGACAAGUUUGAAGAGGCUCCCCCUCCCCCUCCCCCUCCUCCUCCUCCUCCCCCUCCCCCUCCCCCACCACUCCAAAAGCCAGCUAGAGAGCUGACAGUGGGUAUCAAUGGAUUUGGACGCAUUGGUCGUCUGGUGCUGCGAGUCUGCAUGGAGAAGGGCAUUAGGGUGGUAGCAGUGAAUGACCCAUUCAUUGAUCCAGAAUACAUGGUUUACAUGUUCAAAUAUGACUCCACACAUGGUAGAUACAAAGGAAACGUGGAACAUAAGAAUGGACAACUAGUUGUGGACAACCUUGAGAUCAACACGUACCAGUGCAAAGACCCUAAAGAAAUCCCCUGGAGCUCUAUAGGGAAUCCCUACGUGGUGGAGUGUACAGGCGUCUAUCUGUCCAUCGAGGCAGCUUCGGCACAUAUUUCAUCUGGUGCCAGGCGUGUGGUGGUCACUGCACCCUCCCCCGAUGCACCCAUGUUUGUCAUGGGAGUGAACGAGAAGGACUAUAACCCUGGCUCUAUGACCAUUGUCAGCAAUGCAUCCUGUACCACCAACUGCCUGGCUCCUCUCGCCAAGGUUAUUCAUGAAAACUUCGGGAUCGUGGAAGGGCUAAUGACCACAGUCCAUUCCUACACAGCCACUCAGAAGACAGUGGAUGGGCCAUCAAAGAAGGACUGGCGAGGUGGCCGCGGCGCUCACCAAAACAUCAUCCCAUCGUCCACUGGGGCUGCCAAGGCUGUAGGCAAAGUCAUCCCAGAGCUCAAAGGGAAGCUAACAGGAAUGGCAUUCCGGGUGCCAACCCCAAACGUGUCAGUUGUGGACCUGACCUGCCGCCUGGCCAAGCCUGCUUCUUACUCGGCUAUCACGGAGGCUGUGAAAGCUGCAGCCAAGGGACCUUUGGCUGGCAUCCUUGCUUACACAGAGGACCAGGUGGUCUCCACGGACUUUAACGGCAAUCCCCAUUCUUCCAUCUUUGAUGCUAAGGCUGGAAUUGCCCUCAAUGACAACUUCGUGAAGCUUGUUGCCUGGUACGACAACGAAUAUGGCUACAGUAACCGAGUGGUCGACCUCCUCCGCUACAUGUUUAGCCGAGAGAAGUAACACAAAAGGCCCCUCCUUGCUCCCCUGCGCACCUCGCGUUCCUGACUUCGGCUUCCACUCAAAGGCGCCGCCACCGGGUCAACAAUGAAAUAAAAACGAGAAUGCGCA